AUGUUGGUCGUAGUCAACAGCUCCAGCUCUACCCCAGUCUUCUUGACCAGUGCAUCCCACGAGAGACCUGGCCUCGAGUUCAGAUUUCAACAACUGUGUAAGGUGAAGAUUUCUGACAAAUGGCCUGAACAGACGACUGGCAGAGGACAGUUGUUAACCUGUUCCAGUAAAUAUGGCCUCACAUUUGUGGGGGGUCCAAGUGGGUUCACAGUCCUGAAAACAGCAGAUAUUUCCCACAGAGAUGGUCAGCACCCCAAAGACAAGAGCACAGUGGUGAUAACUGACUGCCCUGUCUGGAUGAAUGUGAGCACUGCGCAGCCACCCAUCUCUCUCACCCUCAGUUCCGACGAUCAGAUCUUACUACUUGUUAUGAUCAGCAAUGACAACCUCGUCGCUUUCUUCUACACCAUUAACAGUUUCAGUCAACAGGGUUCAGCUGCUGUGGUGAGAACCAGUUAUCAGAUUGACAAUCAAGGGCUCCGCCUCCUGGACUCUGCCUGGAACCCAGCCCUGCCCCACCUACUGGCUCUCUGUUUGUCCGAUGGCAGUCUAGCCCUUCUCAGUGUUACGGACAAGGUGGUGGUCAUGGCCAGACUUCCUCCAUCCACCCAGGCUACCUGCUUGUGUUGGAGUCCAAAAGGGAAGCAACUGGUGGUUGGCAAAUUGGAUGGAACAUUCAGUCAGUAUGAUCAAACCCUGACAGAAAAAAGAGAGGACCAUACCCCAACUGUCUGGAGCCCCAAAGGUUUAAAAUGAUUGACAUCCUAUGGGAGUCGACUUACAUGUUCAUAGGAACGUUUUUAUCAUUGGACUCUGACAGCAGUGAGCAACCCUGUGCUGUCCUCAUCAAUACCCCG
Molecule: messenger RNA, 857 nt
Organism: Liolophura sinensis
Lineage: Eukaryota; Metazoa; Mollusca; Polyplacophora; Chitonida; Chitonidae
Product: nuclear pore complex protein Nup214-like
Exons: 6
Coding region: 1-756 (251 amino acids)
Biological process (GO): RNA export from nucleus; protein import into nucleus
Cellular component (GO): nuclear pore
Molecular function (GO): structural constituent of nuclear pore; protein binding
Source: RefSeq, a predicted model, not a curated record